UGAAUAUUCAUUGGACUGGAGUUUUAGACGCGAAAUUUGAACAUUUUCUAAGUUGCUUCAGCAGCUGGCGCCAUUUAAGUGUCAGGGAGGACGGGGACGGAAGCAUCUGGUAUGCGGGCACCGAGCUCUUGGGCGUCUAGGCGGCAUCGGACGGUUUUAAUAGGAAAGGGAUUUUAUUAAGCCUCGUUCAUAUGAAGCGCUGAGGGCAGCAGUCUGGGAUCUGUAGUGCGAGUCUGGCACGGAAGGAAGCGCGGGGGGUUGGUCUCUGUACAUUACUGUAACAAGAUCUGAAGAUGAAGUGUGGGUAUAAGACUCCAACAAAGUUAUCACCAUCCAAGUUCAAACAGGAAGUAAGCCCAACCAAGCAUGAUCUUGUGAGCCCAACCAAGCAUGAUCUUGUGAGCCCAACCAAGCAUGAUCUUGUGAGCCCAACCAAGCAUGAUCUCGAACCUUGCAAAGAGCAGGAGCUCUCCCCGAAAGCGGGGUAUUCGGACUCCAGUGUAGAACAUUUGUCUCCUAGUCGAGUGACUAUCAUUGAAGAAAACAGACCAGUAAAUAACAAGGAAAAUCUUCUGCGUAGGCUAAGUGCUGUUGAAAACAAUGACUUGGAAUGUAGUCCUCUUCAGGACAGUGGGUAUUCUUCAAUACUUCUCAAUGACUCCCAGAGCCAAGAUGAGGAGGAUUUUAGCAGUAGAAUUACUUCGGUUGCUUUGUUUGAGACACCAAAGCAGACAACAUCACAGGAAAAAGCUGCUCCAGUACAUCCGAAUACUCGCUCCUUACCAGUGCUCCGUUUUGAGGAGGCUGUGUGUUCUACUUUGAAGAAAGGUUUAAGAAGUCGUCCUAAGGUUGUGUUUGACACUGUUGAAGAACUAGUUUCCCGUGAAGCCUUUGGCCUCAAUAAUCUAAUUGGCAAAAAAAUGGGAUUAGAAAGAAUGGACAUUCUUGGGGAGCUUUUCUUAAGAGACUUUAAACAUCUGAUCAGCAAAAUCUUCAGACAUCUUAGUGCGAUUGAUUUAAUCAAUGUCAUCAGCGUAAGCACAACUUGGAGAAAGGCCCUGCAGGAAGACAAAUUGACAUAUAGUAUUUAUGAACAGUGUCAUAAAGAAAUUUGUGAAAGGGAGGCAAGGAAGACAGAACAUACUGCUACACGAGACUCUUCUCAGUUGCGAAUACCCCUCUACACAGUACAGAAAGUAGCUAGUGCUGCUUGCUGCAUUUCCAAGAAGAAAAAUAUAAAAAAGAACAAGCCUUAUUCCUCAAACAGCCGUUACUCCGAGUUUACUGAGGUUGGGAAAAGUCUUAUUAAUGACCAAAGCCUUAAAGUGUGCAGAGACUGUGGGUCCCCUGCAAAGUACGACUCCUAUCAACACAGAGCAAUUUGUACUAGAGAAAGUUGUCAGCUGGACUUCUGCACGCUUUGCAAUUGUAAAUUCCAUUUUUCCAAAGAUUGUACAACCAGCAGACCUCAAAGCCACAGAUCCUUAUCAGAACCGCUUCCAGGGAGUAGAAAGAGCAAACAGAAUUUGCGAAGGCUAUAACUUUUAGGAAAAUGGACUGAUCAAAUAUUGCCUGUGAUCACAACAAAAUCUAACCUUUUUUAUUUGAAAUAGAAAAACAUAUAUUUUAUACUCUCUGUAAAAAGGGGUAAUUGAAGUGACUUGGUGUUCAUUGGGAAACUGAGGACUUUUACUGGUGCAUAGUGUAAGCAACACACACAAUGCCAAUCCUGUUAUCACUUGGUCUACAAACUUUAUAGUCCUGGUAAUUGUAGAAUGUAUAUUUCUUACAAUUCUUAUUGCAAAAUACUAAAUCCUAUUAUGUUGUGAGCUGCCUUGACGGUCUGCUUCUUUUAGCCAGUUACCUUUGCCAAGAGGGUUUUCCCUAGUAGAAAAAUAUCUGGGAGAAGCAGUCUAAAGCUGGACUUACACAUAAUAUUAAACCAUAACCAGGAUGGGGCCCAAAAUACAGGGGGAAAAAUGCAAAUGUUUACAUGAGUUUUCUUAGUUUCAUUUCUGGUUUUGGCUACAAAUACUGUCCAAAAAAAUAGUAUUUGAACCCAGCCUAUGUGUUGGGCAUCUUAUGCAGCCAAACUUAUGUUCUAAAAGUAGUAUAGUUGUAGUUUUUGGAAUUUGUUGGUUUUAUCCCACAUAUGCAGAAAAUGUCUGUUUUCAGUUUCCCUAUCACACUUUUCAGUGACGCACUCACUUUUUAUUUUUUAUUGAUCUUAAAGUUGUAUCUUUUCCUCCAGUGUUUUUAUUGUGACGAAAAAGAGUACUUUGUAAUGUUUAUGUCCCAGUGUUAGUUUUAAGACACAUUUCAAAGUUUUUACAAGGUUAUUUUAAGGUUUGCGUUGUGACAAUUUUUCAAUUAACUCUUGUAAAUAUCUGUAAAUAUCCAAAUGUAAUGUUCUUAUUUGUAUAUAUUUUUACUUGUGCAAUAUUUAUUUGCACUAGA
This is a messenger RNA of Hyla sarda, 2457 nucleotides long. It is a transcript of the gene MTRF1L, whose product is annotated as mitochondrial translation release factor 1 like. Gene Ontology annotation, cellular component: nucleus. Gene Ontology annotation, biological process: regulation of mitotic nuclear division; translational termination; negative regulation of meiotic nuclear division. The record is from RefSeq and is a predicted model, not a curated record. The transcript is spliced from 5 exons. The coding region runs from base 294 to 1541 and encodes 415 amino acids. Gene Ontology annotation, molecular function: translation release factor activity; protein binding. NCBI's taxonomy places the organism in Eukaryota, Metazoa, Chordata, Amphibia, Anura, Hylidae.